AUGACGAGAAGUAGUCUUUUGCUGGUGAUGGCUGCCUUACAAGCACUGAAGAGAAAAAAGAGGUAUGAGAAACAGUUGAGUCAAAUCGAUGGAACACUCUCAACCAUUGAGUUCCAGAGAGAAGCACUGGAAAAUUCCCAUACCAACACAGAAGUGCUCAAGAACAUGGGUUAUGCUGCACAAGCUAUGAAAAAAGUGCAUGCAAAUAUAGACGUAAAUAAAAUUGAUGAUUUGAUGCAAGAUAUCACUGAACAGCAAGAUAUUGCCCAGGAAAUUUCAGAAGCCAUCUCAAACCGAGCUGGGUUUGCUGAUGAGUUUGAUGAGGAUGAGCUGCUGGCAGAGCUAGAAGAACUGGAGCAAGAAGAGCUGAAUAAGCGGAUGGCAGACGUGCGGCUGCCGAGCGCUCCGUCCAGCUCGCUGCCCGCGCGCCCCGCAUCAACCAGGAAGAGAGCAGAAGAUGAAGAUGAUAUGAAGCAGCUGGCUGCCUGGGCUUCCUAA
Tinamus guttatus (white-throated tinamou) is the source of this 498-nucleotide messenger RNA. The record is from RefSeq and is a predicted model, not a curated record. NCBI's taxonomy places the organism in Eukaryota, Metazoa, Chordata, Aves, Tinamiformes, Tinamidae.